This is a messenger RNA of Tympanuchus pallidicinctus (lesser prairie-chicken), 2877 nucleotides long. It is a transcript of the gene ARHGEF2, whose product is annotated as Rho/Rac guanine nucleotide exchange factor 2. Gene Ontology annotation, molecular function: guanyl-nucleotide exchange factor activity; microtubule binding. The record is from RefSeq and is a predicted model, not a curated record. NCBI's taxonomy places the organism in Eukaryota, Metazoa, Chordata, Aves, Galliformes, Phasianidae. Gene Ontology annotation, biological process: regulation of Rho protein signal transduction; cell morphogenesis; actin filament organization. Gene Ontology annotation, cellular component: cytoskeleton; ruffle membrane.
CGCUCCCGCAGCCGUGGGGCCGAGGGGGGGGGCGGGCCGGGAGCCCCCCGGGCAGAACCCGCGGCUUCAUCCGGAGGAUGACCGGGAACGUGAAGAGCAAGGAGAGGAUGAAGGAGGGCAAGGAGAAGGACGCGCGCUACACCAACGGGCACCUCUUCACCACCAUCACCGUGUCGGGGAUGACCAUGUGCUUCGCCUGCAACAAGAGCAUCACCGCCAAGGAGGCCCUCAUCUGCCCCACCUGCAAUGUCACCAUCCACAACCGCUGCAAGGACACGCUGCCCAACUGCACCAAGGUGAAGCAGAAGCAGCAGAAGGCGGCGCUGCUGAAGAACAGCACAGCGCUGCAGUCGGUGUCACUGCGCAACAAGACUGCCCCCCGCGAGCGCCCCAACUCGGCCGUUUACCCCUCGGAGAGCUUCCGGCAGUCCCUGCUGGGCCCGCGCCGCGGCCGCCCCUCGCUGUCCCUCUCCAAGAGCGUCUCCACCACCAACAUCGCGGGGACGUUCAAUGACGAAUCGGCGCUGGGGAUUCGCCGCAUUCUGUCCCAGUCCACCGACUCCCUGAACGUCCGGAACCGCACGCUGUCUGUGGAGUCCCUCAUCGACGAAGGCCCCGACGCGGUGGUGCAGCAGCUGCUGGCGGAGCUGGAGGCGGACGAGCGCGACUUCGCGGCCGACUCGUGGAGCCUGGCGGUGGACGGCGCCUUCCUGCAGCUGCAGCGCGCCGACGUCAUGAAGCGGCAGGACGUCAUCUAUGAGCUGAUGCAGACGGAGCUGCACCACGUGCGCACGCUGAAGAUCAUGGGCAGCGUGCUGCGGCGCGCCAUGCUGGAGGAGCUGCAGCUGCAGCCCGGCGCCGUCAACGCCGUCUUCCCCUGCGUGGAUGAGCUGAGCGCCCUGCACCAACGCUUCCUGGCGCAGCUCCUGCAGCGCCGCCGCCUCUCCCUCGUGGGGGGCAGCAGCAAAAACUUCGUCAUCCAGCGCCUGGGGGACGUCCUGGUCAGCCAGUUCUCAGGGCAGAGCGCAGACCAGCUGCGCAAAUGCUACGCCGAGUUCUGCAGCAAACACAGCGCGGCGCUGCGCGAAUACAAGGAGCUGCUGGCGCGGGACAAACGGCUGCAGGCCUUCGUGCGGCGCAUGGCGCGCUCCCCGCUGCUGCGGCGGCACGGCGUCCCGGAGUGCAUCCUGCUGGUCACGCAGCGCAUCACCAAAUACCCGGUGCUCAUCGAGCGCAUCCUGCGCAACUCCCGAGAGGACGAGGCGGAGGCGGCGGAGCUGAGCCGCGCCCUGGCGCUGGUGAAGGACCUCAUCUCCGCCAUCAACGCGGAGGUGCGCGAGUACGAACUGCGCAUGCGCCUGUACGACGUGUACCGCCGCGUGGACGGCCGCGCCAAACUGCAGCUGCGCGCCGACGGCCGGCCCGGAAGCGGAAACGACGCCGGAAGCGGCUGCGCCACCUUCGGGCGGGACGAACUCCUGCGCCGGAAGUUGCUGCACAGCGGCUGCGUCCUGUGGAAAACCGCGGCGGGGCGCUUCAAAGACGUGCUGCUGCUGCUGAUGACGGACGUCAUCGUGUUCCUGCAGGAGAAGGACCAGAAGCUCUCCUUCCCCACCACGGACAAACCGGCGGUGAUUUCUCUGCACGAGCUGCUGGUGAGGGACGUGGCCAACCAGGAGAAGGGGCUUUUCCUGCUCAGCGCCGCCCCCCCCGAGAUGUACGAGCUGCACGCCGCCUCGCGAGACGAGCGCACGCUGUGGAUGCGCCUCAUCCAGCAGGCCGUCAGCCAGUGCCCCAGCCGGCAGGAUUUCCCGCUGGUGGAGACGGAGGUGGAGGCGUCGCUGCGCAAACUGAGGGAGCGGCUGCAGCAGCAGGACCGGCAGAUCGCGGCGCUGCUGGAGGAGAAGCUGGCGCUGUUUGCGGACAUGGAGGCGCUGAGGGGGGGGGGCGACGACCCCACGGCCCCCGGCCCCCCCGCCCUGCUCCACAGCGACCCCAAUGGGGGCAGCAGCACCGCGCUGCUGCUCAGCGCCAUCAGGGAGGGUGGGCGAUGGGGGGAGGCGUUGGUUCGGGAUCGGGAGUGCGGCAACCACAGCAACGGCUGCGUCGGACCCACGGCCACCAAUGGUGACACCGACAGUUUGAAUGGGGCCGUGGAAACGUGUGGGGCGGAUUCAGAUUCCGGACAGCGGGAUGGAAAUGGCAACCAGGUGCUGCCCCGCGCGUCCCAGGAGGAGGUCAAUCAGCGCCUGAAUAACCUCUACAGCCUCCUGCUGGAGCUGCAGGCUCAGGCGGCGCUGCAGGACACGCGCUGGGAGCUGCAGCUGCACGCGGCUCGCGGCUCGGCGCCGCCCCCCCGCAGCCCGCCGCCCCCCGGCGCCGCCCCCCCAACGCCGCCGCCGCCGCCGCCCCCCCGAGGCGCAGCUGUCUUGCUGCAGCGGCAGCACGCGCUGUUGCAGGAGGAGCUGCAGCGCUGCCGGCGGCAGCUGCACGAGCGCGCGCAGGAGGCGGCGGCGCUGCGGGGCCGCCUGAGGGACGCCGAGGGGGCGGCGGGGCGGCGCGGAGGAGCGACGGCAGGGGGCGCUGCGCUGCAAGGAGAGCAGCGUUCCCCCCCCGGCAGCCCCCCCCCCGACGCCGCCGUGCCCCCCUUCCUCCCCCCGCCCCCCCCGGAGCCCCACCAGGACCCCGCGCCCCCCCUGGGGGGGGUGGACGCCAUGCAGGAGCUGCUGGAGCCGUGUGAGCGCUCCCCCCCCGGCAGCCCCCGAGAUUUCCUGCGGAUGCACGACAUCCCCGAGGAGGGGGAGCUGCGCGAGGGGGACGCCUGCGGCUCGGACACUUAGCGCCCAACCUCACCCCCCCCAACCCCCCCCAUGCAGC